Molecule: messenger RNA, 555 nt
Organism: Dioscorea cayenensis subsp. rotundata (Guinea yam)
Lineage: Eukaryota; Viridiplantae; Streptophyta; Magnoliopsida; Dioscoreales; Dioscoreaceae
Product: elongation factor 1-delta 2-like
Exons: 3
Coding region: 1-555 (184 amino acids)
Biological process (GO): translational elongation
Molecular function (GO): translation elongation factor activity
Source: RefSeq, a predicted model, not a curated record
AUGAGACUAAUGGGAUUGGUACUCAGACAAAGACCUGGAGUGUAUAUAUUGGCUACACGUGCUCCCGAGAUAGCUAAGGGAGAGGACAAUGCAGUAGGGGGUUCUCAGCCGGUUCCCGAGCCUCAACCUGAGCAGAUGGAGACAAAGGCACCUCCUACAGCACAGGAGCCACCACCCGUGCAUAUGUUUUCUCCCACUCGAGCCCAUGAUCGAUUUAAGAGGCUUGAGAGUGUUGUGGGAGUAUUACAAGUAGAUUUAGCUGAGGUUCGCUGCUAUCAGGGCCAGCGUGAAACCAAGAAGGGUCAUGCUCUAUUCGAGGAUAUCAAAGCUCGUGGCUUUAUUGCCGACAGAAGGAACUAUUGUAUAUUGGCUCAUGGUCUCACCAAAGCUGGUCAUGCACUAGAGAUAUAUAAAGUGUUCUAUGGCAUGAAGGAGCUUGCUCCUGUUGGUUAUGGCAUCAAGAAGCUUCAAAUAAUGAUGAUGAUCAUGAAUGACUUAGUCUCUGUUGAUGACCUCAUAGAGGAGCCAGCACCUUACCGUGGAGUCAGCCAAUGA